AUAGACCAGACGGAACGGGCGACAAAAAAGCGGCAUCGAUGGUCAUUGAAGUGAGAUCAAAAAGGGGCUAGGGGGUGUGUGUUAUCGUAUAUUCGAAAAGGGACGAGAGCUGUUAUCGUUUGACACGCUUACGCAACAAUUCUCGAUCUGAUAUCGGCUUACAUGACAGACGUCGAUAACUGGACGCAGCCAACUCGGGGGGCUGUUACGAAAACCAAAAUGUUGGUCUGCAGGGAAUCAAAAACGUGCAAGCAAGCUGCAGCGAAACGCGGCAUCAUUCGACAGUGUACAGCCUCUUACACAACCUUCAUUUGGGAGAGGACAAACCCGAUUUCGUGGGCAUGCUGGAUAUGUCAUGUGGUUACUAUUACUUCGGAGGUUUUUUUUUUCUUUUUUCCUCUAUUCGCUCCUCCGAUGCGUGAGAUGGACAUGACGACAGACGGGAAGGAAGGAAGAAAAAAGUUGUUUUGUUGGCGUUUUUGGCGGAACCGUCGUCAUCGGGGUCAUGGAUUCCUAUUAGGUAUUAAUCUGACCUGGGGGUUUCCCAAAAAAAGCAAUGGGAGAAUAAAAAGGGAAAAAGCAAAGCAGCUAACCAGACCGAAUCGGGAUAAGCCUCGCAUCGACGCAUUCAACUCACCUUUCCCCCAGGCCCCAAGGAUCUGAGGGAUGACAUCAUAUCCUAUCCCAAACUCCGAACAACCCCUGAUCGUGAGACUUGCAUGGCUUUUCCCCCCUCGCCUCUCAUCGAAUAGCUUAGCUGCGGGUUUCCGCUUUUCGUUCGAUGAUGGCAUUCGACGCCAUCCCGCGCAUAUCGUUUUUUGCCAGGGGCGAGCCCGCCCCUUUUGGAACACGUCGUCUGGAGGUUAGGCAUGUAGGUUAUGCACUACGUACGUGCCCCGUGGAGAGAGUCUUCGCUUCGCUUCG
This is a messenger RNA of Daldinia caldariorum, 924 nucleotides long. RefSeq lists its product as uncharacterized. The record is from RefSeq and is a predicted model, not a curated record. The transcript has a single exon. The coding region runs from base 163 to 663 and encodes 166 amino acids. Lineage: Eukaryota; Fungi; Ascomycota; Sordariomycetes; Xylariales; Hypoxylaceae.